This is a messenger RNA of Peronospora matthiolae, 714 nucleotides long. Lineage: Eukaryota; Oomycota; Peronosporomycetes; Peronosporales; Peronosporaceae. The record is from the annotation of a GenBank genome assembly.
AUGACCGUCAACACGAUCGGCACCAAGUGGGUGUUCAAGAUCAAGCGCAAAGCGGAUGGAUCGGUCGAGAAAUACAAGGCGCGUCUCGUGGCAAAAGGGUUCAAGCAGAAAUAUGGCAUCGACUACACGGAGACGUUUUUGCCGGUAGUCAAGUACGUGACGCUGCGCAUGGUAGUUGCAAUCACGAAGUACUUUGACUGGAAACUGGACCUACUGGACGUGGUGACAGCUUUGCUAUGCGGAGAGAUGAAGGAAAAGGUAUUCUGCGCGAUCCCAGAAGGGGUCGAAGUUGAUGAAGACUUUGACUGCUUCGAAUUGGUGAAGGCGAUCUACGGACUAAAACAAGCAUCGCGCGUAUGGAACGAGACUUUCUAUGAGUUCGUCUGCUCCAUUGGAUUUCAAGUAUCCGAUUUUGACCCGUGUCUUUAUCUCAAAAUUACAAGUGGCGAGUGCGUGCUUUUGCUGGUAUACGUCGAUGAUGUGUUGGUGACUGGCAGCUCGACCGAACUGAUUAUGCGUACCAAGAGUGACUUGAAGGCGCGUUUCGAAAUGACUGACAGCGGCAAGUGCGCAUUCAUGUUGGGCAUCGAGAUGGUGGACAACGACAACGGUAGCGUGACGAUGUGCCAGCGACGCUACGUGGAAGAUGUUCUCAAGCGUUUUGGCAUGAGCGACUGCAAAGCCGUCACCAGCCCAACAGACAUCAGUUCUUGA